This is a messenger RNA of Aureococcus anophagefferens, 534 nucleotides long. RefSeq lists its product as hypothetical. The record is from RefSeq and is a predicted model, not a curated record. The annotation marks the transcript as partial. The transcript has a single exon. Lineage: Eukaryota; Pelagophyceae; Pelagomonadales; Pelagomonadaceae. Gene Ontology annotation, molecular function: voltage-gated potassium channel activity. Gene Ontology annotation, cellular component: membrane. Gene Ontology annotation, biological process: potassium ion transmembrane transport; regulation of membrane potential.
AUGCUCAAGGUCAUCGCGCCCUACGACGAGCCGUCGGGCUCGACGUCCGAGGUCGCGCUCUUCGCGUGGCUCAACAGCCACGUGGGCGUCAUCCACCCGCUGGGCGCCUUCCGCAUCCGCUGGGACGUCGUCACGUCCGUCGUCCUCUUCGCGUGCCUGCUCGUGACGCCCUACCAGCUCUGCUUCAUCCGCGCGGACCUGCGGCCCAUGGACCGCAUGGAGCUGCUGAACCUCGCCUUCGACGUCGUCUUCCUCGCGGACUUUUUUCUCAACUUCAACACGGGCUACGUCGACGACCACGGCACGGUCGUCAAGGACCACCGGCGCAUCGUCAAGCAGUACGCGCGGGGCUGGGCCGCGGUCGAUUUGGUCAGCUCCAUCCCCGUGAACCACCUGCUGGCGCUCGCGAACAGCGGCCUCCACCUCGGCGCGACGAGCCGGCUCACGAAGCUCAUGCGCCUCUUCAAGUUCUCGCGCAUGCUCAAGGUCUUCAAGGUGCUCAAGCUCGCGAGCUCGCUCAACGAGUGGGACGAC